Molecule: messenger RNA, 423 nt
Organism: Trichoderma gamsii
Lineage: Eukaryota; Fungi; Ascomycota; Sordariomycetes; Hypocreales; Hypocreaceae
Exons: 1
Coding region: 1-423 (140 amino acids)
Source: RefSeq, a predicted model, not a curated record
AUGAAGCUUUCUCAAUCAAUUUUUCUCGCGGCUAUUGCCAGCCUUACAGCUUCCACCACUGCCUACUCGACCAACGAAGCCAUACAACUCAACUUCUACUCCGACUCCCAGUGUACAAAGUACAUAGGAGAGUCCGAUCAUGCCUGGCCUUACCUCGACGCGGAUCCUAGUUUCCCCGAGGAUACGUGCCUUAAAUUCUCCCAACCUUCUGGAACGGCUAGCCUCAAUCUUGCUGGGGCCUAUUUUUACGGCAGCAGCACUCCGGUUGCGGCAUAUUGCACUUUGUAUACCGGGUUUUCCUGCGAUGGAGGGGAACAGGCCACUACAGUUUACCAUCAAUCUGGUCGUGGGUGUGUGUCAACCCGAUCUCCUCAAGGCAACUAUCUCUGGAAGAGCGCUAGAUGCUACUUUGGCACGGCUUAG